AAAGUUAAAAAUAAAAAAUAUAAAAAUUCUGUAACAUCCAAGAAAACCCUAAACCCCCCAAAUGAAACAUUUCAAUCAGCUUAAUCUUCGACCCAAACUCAUUUUGAUAUAAAGAUCUAAACUUUUUCAUAAACCAAUAAAAACCCAGAAAUUAAAAUCACAAAAAAUGGCAUUCAGAUCAAAGGAAAUGGUGAAAAAGAUUAUGAAAAAUAUUGGGGGUGAAAAGAAUUUGGAUCCAGGAGUUAAAGAAUCACUGAAAAAAUGUUUGCCGGAUAGUAAGGUGGUUAUGGGUAGGGCCCACCGUGGAAUCUUUGCUGGCCGCCAUAUUCAGUUUGGUAAUCAAGUUAGUGAGAAAGGUGGAAACAAGACUCGGAGGAGCUGGAAGCCCAAUGUGCAAGAAAAGAGGCUCUUCAGUUAUGUUCUGGAUCGCCACAUUCGAGUAAAAGUAACAACACAUGCUCUUCGUUGUAUAGACAAGGCAGGUGGAAUCGACGAAUAUUUGCUAAAGACACCAUACAAAAAGAUGGACACAGAGAUGGGUCUUUUAUGGAAAUCUAAAAUAGAGAAGAUGUAUGAAGAGCUUGGAAACAUGGAGGUUGUUUUCUUUCCACAAGAGCAAGAAACCAAACUUGCAGAGGAAUUUAAAGAUAUGAGACUAGAACAACGGCUUGCUCGUAGGAUUGCCCGAAGGAAGGCAUUUCUUGGGUCUCCAGAACCCGAACAAAUUGAGGCAGGUAGUGAAGAUUCUGAAGCAAAUCAUCAUGAGGAACUUGUUGCUAAUUCUUAGGUAUGUUUUGGGAUGGAUUUUGAGUACUGGAGUUCUGGAUUUUUAUUUAUUUCUUGUUUUUUACUUUGUUAAGAAAUCAUCCUUGUAAUAAGCUUUUGUAUCACUGCUAGUUAAAAGUUCAGGGUGAUAAAUAUCCCACAAAUUGUCCAUUGUUUAGACUUC
Messenger RNA from Erigeron canadensis, 949 nucleotides. Its product is annotated as 54S ribosomal protein L24, mitochondrial-like. NCBI's taxonomy places the organism in Eukaryota, Viridiplantae, Streptophyta, Magnoliopsida, Asterales, Asteraceae. Gene Ontology annotation, cellular component: mitochondrial large ribosomal subunit. The transcript is spliced from 2 exons. The record is from RefSeq and is a predicted model, not a curated record. The coding region runs from base 167 to 787 and encodes 206 amino acids. Gene Ontology annotation, molecular function: structural constituent of ribosome.